AGGCACAGCUCGUCUCCAAGCUCCCUCUCCCGAAGUCAGUUAGAAGGGAGAGAAAAUUGGACCCUAAAAGGGUCUUUGGUGGGAUAUUGCUCACACCGUCAAACAAAUUGAUCCAAGACCAGAAUGCAAAGAUGGCAUCCACGCCCCACAUCCCAGGUCCAGACUGCCUCCGCCCUUUUACCCGUGAGUCCCUUAAGGCUAUAGAGAAACGGAUUGCAGACCGGGAAGCUGAGAAAUUGAAGAACCAACAUGAGGUUCUUGAUGAAGAAAAGCAGCCAAAGCCCCGCAGUGACUUGGAACAAGGAAAAAGCCUCCCGCUUAUUUACGGAGACCCUCCUCCAGAACUCAUUGGAGUUCCUCUGGAAGACUUGGAUACAUUUUACAGUGAUCAGAAAACAUACAUCAUCCUCAACAAAGGAAAAACCAUAUUCCGGUUCACUGCCACUUCAGCUCUCUACAUGUUGGAUCCAUUCCACCUUAUCCGGAAUUGUGCUAUCAAAGUGCUUAUACAUUCAUUAUUCAGUAUGUUUAUCAUGAUAACCAUCUUAGCCAACUGUGUCUUCAUGACUCUGAGUGACCCUCCAAUAUGGGCCAAGGAUGUGGAAUAUACCUUUACUGGCAUUUAUACUUUUGAGGCUUCGAUCAAGGUACUUGCUCGGGGAUUCUGUAUUGACAGCUUUACAUUCCUGCGAGAUCCUUGGAAUUGGCUGGAUUUCAGUGUCAUCGUCAUGGCUUAUGUCACAGAGUUCGUAGACUUGGGCAAUGUCUCUGCUCUACGGACAUUCCGUGUUCUUCGAGCGCUUAAAACUAUCACAGUCAUUCCAGGUCUAAAAACAAUUGUGGGAGCUUUGAUCCAGUCUGUGAAGAAGCUCUCUGAUGUGAUGAUCCUUACUGUGUUCUGUUUGGCGGUCUUUGCCCUCAUUGGCCUGCAACUGUUCAUGGGGAACUUGCGACACAAGUGUGUUCGAUGGCCACCUUUUUCCAAUGACACCCUGCAGGAUGCCUUAGGGCCAUCCUUCACUAAUGACUCCCUUCAGGAUGUCUUAUGGAGGGAUCCAUUUGAUAACAGCACUCUGAAUGACAAUUUUACUCUCACUGGGAAUGAUACCUUUGACUGGGAUGAGUACAUUAACAAUAAAGACAAUUUCUAUUUCCUCGAUGGUGCACUUGAUGCUUUGCUCUGUGGGAACAGCUCUGAUGCUGGACAAUGUCCGGAAGGAUUUUUGUGCAUGAAAGCUGGUCAAAACCCAAAUUAUGGCUAUACAAGCUAUGACACAUUCAGCUGGGCAUUCCUUUCACUCUUUCGCCUCAUGACUCAGGACUAUUGGGAGAAUCUCUUCCAGUUGACCUUGCGAGCAGCUGGGAAAACAUACAUGAUUUUUUUUGUGGUGAUCAUAUUCUUGGGCUCUUUCUAUCUCAUCAAUUUAAUCCUGGCUGUGGUGGCAAUGGCCUAUGCAGAGCAGAAUGAAGCCACCUUACAGGAAGAAAAAGAAAAAGAAGCAGAGUUCCAGAAGAUGGUGGAACAGCUGAAAAAGCAUCAGGAGGAGCAACAAAGACUGCUUCAAGCACAAGCAGCAAAUAACAGCUCUGCAGAAAGUAUUAUAGUGGAAAAAAAGAAAAAAGGAGAAUCAGAUGAAAAGGCUCAGAGUGAUCAAGAGGAACCAAAUGAUUGCAAUGGUCGGGUCAUCCCACGUUUGGUGUUGGAGAGAACAGCUACAAUAGAUGAGUCAAGUCCAAGGGAAGAACAUGAGAAAUCUGAUCAAAACCAUUUGUGUGUAGAUGGUGUUGAGGGGAAGGGCUUGGAGAAGCGAGUAGGGAGUGCAGUCAGUGUGGUCUCCAGUACUCUUGAAGAACUGGAAGAGGCACACCAGAAAUGCCCACCAUGGUGGUAUAAGUUUGCUCACACUGUAUUAAUAUGGAACUGUUGCCCACCUUGGGUGAAGCUGAAGCACAUUGUUAAGCUCUUUGUCAUGGAUCCUUUUGUUGAUUUGGGGAUCACCAUCUGCAUUGUCCUCAAUACUGUCUUCAUGGCCAUGGAACACUACCCAAUGACCGAAGAGUUCAACAGUGUAUUGAAUGUGGGCAAUCUGGUAUUCACAGGGAUAUUCACCGCUGAGAUGGUGCUUAAACUGAUUGCUCUAGAUCCUUAUGAAUACUUCCAGCAAGGAUGGAACAUCUUUGACAGCAUAAUUGUUACUCUCAGCUUAGUUGAGCUUGGUCUUGCCAACGUUCAAGGUCUGUCUGUACUACGAUCCUUUCGUCUGAUGAGAGUUUUCAAGCUUGCCAAAUCUUGGCCAACCCUCAAUAUGCUAAUCAAAAUCAUUGGCAACUCAGUAGGUGCCUUGGGAAACCUCACUCUAGUCCUCGCCAUCAUAGUUUUCAUCUUCGCUGUGGUGGGCAUGCAGCUAUUUGGGAAGAGCUACAAAGAAUGUGUCUGUAAAAUUUCCAGCGACUGUGAGCUGCCACGCUGGCACAUGCAUGACUUCUUUCACGCCUUUCUUAUUGUUUUCCGAAUCCUCUGUGGAGAAUGGAUUGAGACUAUGUGGGAUUGCAUGGAAGUGGCUGGACAGCCCAUGUGCCUCAUUGUUUUUCUGAUGGUCAUGGUCAUCGGGAACUUAGUGGUACUCAACCUAUUUUUAGCUUUACUGCUUAGCUCCUUCAGUGCUGAUAGCCUGGCAGGAUCUGAUGAUGAUAAUGAGAUGAACAAUUUGCAAAUUGCAAUUGGCAGAAUCACCCGAGGGAUUGAUUUUGUAAAGAAACAUGUCCUCCUGCUGCUUCACAGAGAACUGAAAGAGAAAGCAGAGCUAUCAUCUGAGGAACCAGAUGACAGUAAAAAGGAGAACUUUGUUCUCAACCACAUGGACACUCUCAACCAUGUGGACACAGGCCAGGAUUUCAAGUCUGAAUACAUGGAUGGAAUAGUAAAAAAAGAGCAACUCAUUGAUGAACUGGACCAAAUGAACUUCAUUAAUAAUCCCAACCUGACCAUAAAUGUACCUAUAGCAUCUGAGGAGUCUGAUCUUUAUGAUGAAACUGAUACAGGUGAAGAAACUGCUGAUGACACCAAGAAAUCGAAAAAGCCACUGUCGGAUGGAACAGAUUCAUCCAUAUGCAGCACUGUGGAUUACAAGCCUCCAGAUCCUUUGGAGGACAAAGCAGAAGUUGAAGAAAAUGUGGAGAAUGAUGAUCCAGAGGAAUGCUUCACUGAAGCCUGUGUUCAAAGGUGUCCUUGCCUGUACGUUGAUAUCAAAACAGAAAAGGGAGCAAAGUGGUGGAAUCUUCGGAGAACAUGUUUCAAAAUUGUGGAGCACAAUUGGUUUGAGACUUUCAUUAUCUUUAUGAUUCUCCUCAGUAGUGGUGCCCUGGCUUUUGAAGACAUCUAUAUAGAACGCCGACAUGUAAUUCGCACCAUCUUGGAGUAUGCUGAUAAGAUCUUCACAUAUGUUUUCAUUCUUGAGAUGCUGCUCAAAUGGGUAGCAUAUGGGUUCAAGGUCUAUUUCACCAAUGCUUGGUGCUGGCUGGACUUCCUUAUUGUUGAUGUCUCCCUAAUUAGCCUAACAGCAAACUGGCUAGGCUAUUCAGAGCUGGGAGCUAUCAAAUCCCUGAGGACACUCCGAGCAUUGAGACCGCUUCGGGCAUUAUCCAGAUUUGAAGGCAUGAGAGUGGUUGUAAAUGCUCUUUUGGGGGCCAUCCCCUCCAUCAUGAAUGUCCUCUUGGUAUGCCUGAUCUUCUGGCUCAUCUUCAGCAUUAUGGGGGUGAACCUCUUUGCAGGGAAGUACUAUCGCUGUGUCAAUACCACCACAGGUGACCUCUUUGAAAUCCAACAUGUAAACAACAAAAGUGACUGCAUCGAUCUUAUCAAUGUUGAAAAUGCCACUGAUGUCCGUUGGGUCAAUGUCAAGGUCAAUUUUGACAAUGUGGGCUUAGGCUAUCUCUCCCUUUUGCAAGUGGCCACUUUCAAGGGCUGGAUGGACAUCAUGUAUGCAGCUGUUGAUUCCCGUGAGCAGGAGGAACAGCCUCAGUAUGAAGUGAAUCUCUACAUGUAUAUAUAUUUUGUCAUCUUUAUUAUCUUUGGGGCAUUCUUUACUCUCAAUCUCUUUAUUGGUGUAAUCAUUGACAAUUUCAACCAGCAAAAGAAAAAGUUUGGAGGGAAAGAUAUCUUUAUGACAGAGGAACAAAAAAAAUACUACAAUGCUAUGAAGAAACUAGGUUCAAAAAAACCAGUGAAGCCCAUCCCAAGGCCCCAGAACAAGUAUCAAGGGAUGAUCUUUGACUUUGUGACUCAGCAAGCUUUUGAUAUAGUCAUCAUGAUCCUCAUUUGUCUUAACAUGGUAACAAUGAUGGUGGAAACAGAUGACCAAAGCGAAACCAAGAUAAAUAUCCUUGCUCAGAUCAACUUGGUCUUCAUUAUCAUCUUCACAUCUGAAUGCUUUCUCAAGAUGAUUGCCCUGAGGCACUACUUUUUCACUAACGGCUGGAACAUCUUUGACUUUGUUGUGGUCAUUCUCUCCAUUGUAGGACUUGUCCUCUCAGACAUUAUAGAAAAAUACUUUGUAUCACCCACUCUCUUCAGGGUCAUCCGGUUGGCCAGAAUUGGGCGUGUUCUUCGGCUGAUCAGGGGAGCAAAAGGCAUCCGAACACUGCUCUUUGCCUUGAUGAUGUCUCUGCCAGCACUAUUCAACAUUGGUCUCCUCCUAUUUCUGGUUAUGUUCAUUUAUUCCAUUUUUGGAAUGUCAAACUUUGCUUAUGUAAAGAAGGAAUCUGGCAUUGAUGACAUUUUCAACUUUGAGACAUUUGGCAACAGCAUCAUCUGUCUUUUUCAAAUCACCACGUCAGCUGGUUGGGAUGGCUUAUUGAACCCUAUCCUGAACAGUGGUCCCCCAGAUUGUGAUCCUCAUCUAGAGAACCCUGGUAGUCAUGUGAAAGGUGAUUGUGGCAACCCCUCCAUGGGCAUCUGCUUUUUUUGCAGUUAUAUCAUUGUCUCUUUCUUGAUUGUGGUUAACAUGUACAUUGCCAUCAUUUUGGAGAAUUUUAAUGUAGCCACAGAGGAGAGCAGUGAGCCUCUCUGUGAAGAUGACUUUGAAAUGUUCUAUGAAACAUGGGAGAAGUUUGACCCUGACGCCACACAAUUUAUAACUUACAGCACACUUUCUGAUUUUGUGGAUACCCUGCAAGAGCCACUGCGAAUUGCUAAACCCAAUAAAAUCAAACUGAUCACUAUGGACUUGCCUAUGGUUCCUGGAGAUAAAAUACAUUGCUUGGACAUUCUCUUUGCCCUGACAAAAGAAGUUUUGGGAGACUCUGGAGAAAUGGAUGCCCUGAAGGAAUCAAUGGAGGAGAAAUUUAUGGCUGCAAAUCCCUCCAAAGUAUCUUAUGAGCCCAUUACCACAACACUAAAAAGAAAGCAGGAGGAAGUCUGUGCCAUCAAAAUCCAAAGAGCAUUCCGUCGAUAUCUGUUAAAACGGUCAGUGAAACAAGCUUCAUAUCUGUACAAGCAGAGUCAAGAUAUAGAAACACUGAAAGAAGACGCCCCAGAGAAAGAAGGAAUGAUUGCAGAGAAAAUGAAUGCAAUGUAUGGCUCACAAGUAGAAGUAGAAAAGUCCCCAGAAACAGCUCCAUCUCUCGUACUUGAGCCAAUAAGUAGUCCAGAGAUUAAGAAGGAUUCUGGUGAAAAGAAAGAGCAGGACAAUAAUGGCAAGAAGGAAGAUGACUCUGGAAAAACUAAAAAAAGUGAGAAUGCCAAACGUGGUGUAAAAGAAUCAUCUGUAUAAUGAACACACAUUUGGACAACAAAUGUUGGUGUAUGGUUCCAAAUGACCUUUUUCACAAAAUCCUUUUGGCAUCUUCUAUUUUAAUACAAAAACAAGAUUAUUUUGCCAGAUUUCAGGUACUUCACACCACAGUUCAGCAUUGAAAGCAGAACUCCAUCUGGUUUCUGGCUUGUUUGCUUGUUUUUAAAAUUCACCACAAUGUGCAAAGUGCUUUUUGUCUUCUUUUCUCAUAAUGCAAAUGUCAAUUAUCUCCUUUUCUGGUGAAAAGACAUCCUAGUUUCAUGUUAAUGCUCCAGAAUCGGUUCUGAUGAUUCUAAAUACCGAAUUAUAUCAAAUGAGUUGAGAAUCAACUCUUUAUUAGUAGAAUGAUUAAGCAGUGCUAGAAAUAAAGCAGUGCUAAAAAUAAAGGGGAAAAGAAGGAAGUUCAUUCAAGCUUUGAAUGAAAACAGAUCAUUUCUGGAGAAUUUCACCAGAAUCUCUUAAGCUCCAUUUGCUAAAAAAUGUGCCAAGAAUAACCGUUAUUUAGUUAUUGCUCUGAUCAAUUAUGCAAUUUUUCAGAAGGCUGUAUAUUUUACUAAUUUAUUCUGCUAAUGCUGGGGAGAUGUAAUUGGGCAUGAAUCCCUGAACAAUAUGUAGGUAUAUAUGUCUGAGAAUUCAUUUACUUGUUAAUAUUCUUUCAAUUCUUAUUCAGCCACAAGAACUAGAAAUAUGCUUGCUUUUUCAGUUAAACUUGAAGUUUCCAGUUGGCUGAAAUUAAUGCCCAUUGCCAAAUUCUGCCCAUAUGCAGAAACUGGAUAUGAUAGUGGAAAGUACAAUAUGGAAAGCCUGACCCUAGUGACUAGUGCUUCUUAAAUCCAGUUUGAAAUUGUGGGAAAAUACUCAUCUUUAGCAAUUUCCUCUCUUCUUUGUAUGUCUUUCUUGAAGAUGCUGGGAGUGAAAGUUAGGAUCUGUACUGGUCCUCAGACAUUAGCAACUCUGAUUUCUUUAAAAAUAAUAGACAUAAAUUUGGGCUUAGGAUUCUUUCCAGCAGGAGUGGGUGCAAAGUGAACAGCAUGGAGUAACAGCUGAGAUAACAGCACAGUUUAGGAACACAAAACUGCAAUGUCUUAAAUGGGGUUCAAUUUUUUUAUUUAAAUAAUUUGAGUAGACUUAAAAAAACUUUUUGUUAGAAGUGGCUGAAAGUCCAAUUAAGUCUUAAUUAUGUAUAUGCAUUGUUUCUUUUAAACAAAAAAAAAAUCAAAUGUGAUGUGCUAAUCUGUUCUAAAAGUUUAUUGCCAACUUAGUAAUUUUUUCUAAAUUAAUUCUCAACUCUACAGAUAAUAAUCUUGGAAUGUAAGCUGCAUUUUUUAUUUGCCAAUCCACUGUUUUCUUCUUUAAAGAGCUCUGCUUUAGAAUGUGGCAUGCAUGACAUUCCGAUUCACAGUCUAAAUUGCAGUUUGCCUCUUCCGCUUCUCUCCUCCAUUAACUAGUCAGGAGGAGCAGAAUUCCCAUGCACCGAGAGGAAAGGGUGUCCCAGAGGAAAAGAUACAUUUCCCAAGGGAUGAUUUGUGCAAAGGAAAUCUGAUAGCUAAGUAGGCUAUUAAAAAUGUCCUAAUAAAUUCUGUUGAGAUUAGAGUAUAUAGUAUCUGUUAAGCAUAGUAGUGCAGUUUUGUGAAUGUUUUAUUUAUUUUUAAAGCAUUUACACAAGAAGAAUUUCUCAGCAAUUUGUAUCUUUAUCAGUGUGGAAUCAGCGCAAGAAAAAUGAAACAGGAGAGAGAUUAUUUCUUAACUUUAUUCUUCUGCCUGUCCCUUAAUCAAACAAAAUUCCUUUUUACUUGUCCCAUUAUUCAAAAUCUGCUUUAAUGGCAGCCAUUGUGGCCUUCAAUCAACAAUUAAAUUAGCCAUAAUGUCAUGCCCUAUAAAUAAAUAACCUGUGGUACAUCCAAAUGGAAAAAUGUAGUGGUUGCAAAAUCUCUGCUACAUAUAUAUGUACUAUGAAAAUAAUAAAGAUGUAAAUAAAGAAAAUAAAGCUGUAUCUUUAGAUGUAUUUUUGCUGUAUCUAUAGUCUGCUGUUGUUCACCCUAAUGACCAUGACUGUUGUGCAAGGUUUGCUUCAAACCAUAUUGUGACGUAUGCAGAUGAUACAAUAGUAUGGACUUUAUUCAGGAUGAUAAUGAAGGUGCUUACCAGGAGGAGGUGGAGGGUUUGGUGAGGGUUUGGUCUGGUGGAUAUAAAAACAGCUUGGUUUUAAAUGUAGGAAAAACAAAAGAGAUCACUAUUGAUUUCAGAAAAGGCAUGCUGAGCCAUACACCUCUAUACAAAAGAUUCAACUAUGGAGAUGGUUAGUUUCUGGGUGUGCAGUUGACAAGCAGGUUAGCUCAACAGUGGGACACUGGUGAAGCAGGCAUAGAAGCACCUGCAUUUUUUGCAUUAUAUCUUCCCCUAUCCUUACUACUUUCUAUAGAGGGACGAUUGAAAGCAUCCUGUCAUAUUGCAUUACUGUGUGGUUUAGAAGUAUUACUGUUUCAGAUAGGAUGGUUGUACAGAGAGUGGUGAGGACAGCAGAAAAGAUUAUUGGAUGUUCCCUUCCGUCUAUUCAGGACAUGGCAUAUAAGCGCUAUUUGACCAAGUCCGCAGUAUUGUCACAUCCUCUCCAUGACUGAUUUUCUUUGUUACCUUCUGGGAG
This is a messenger RNA of Protobothrops mucrosquamatus (brown spotted pit viper), 8436 nucleotides long. Its product is annotated as sodium channel protein type 4 subunit alpha. NCBI's taxonomy places the organism in Eukaryota, Metazoa, Chordata, Lepidosauria, Squamata, Viperidae. Gene Ontology annotation, biological process: neuronal action potential; sodium ion transmembrane transport; membrane depolarization during action potential. The record is from RefSeq and is a predicted model, not a curated record. The transcript has 27 exons. Gene Ontology annotation, molecular function: voltage-gated sodium channel activity; protein binding. Gene Ontology annotation, cellular component: voltage-gated sodium channel complex; axon; plasma membrane. The coding region runs from base 132 to 5771 and encodes 1879 amino acids.